Molecule: messenger RNA, 906 nt
Organism: Chiloscyllium plagiosum (whitespotted bambooshark)
Lineage: Eukaryota; Metazoa; Chordata; Chondrichthyes; Orectolobiformes; Hemiscylliidae
Source: RefSeq, a predicted model, not a curated record
ACUGAUCACCAGACGGGGCCUUGGAGGAGAACUGAGCUGGAGCAGCCAUGUCGGAGAAGGCGAGUCGUACCACCCCAAAGUCCGAGCGCAAGGAGCUGCAGCCCAGGGUCCUUGAAGGGUCGAUGACCAACUACAGGGUGUGCAUCUUCGAGCAAGAGAACUUCCAGGGCCGCUGUAAGGAAUUCUCCGGCGAGUGCAUGAAUUUGUGCGACAGUGGCUUCGAGCGUGUGGGCUCGAUUCGUAUUGACUGCGGGCCCUGGGUGUUCUAUGAGCAGGCCCGAUUCUGCGGGGAGAUGUUUGUCCUGGAGAGGGGUGAGUAUCCUCGCUGGGACUCAUGGUCCAACAGCCACAGGAGCGAGUAUAUCAUGUCCUUCAGGCCCGUCCUGGUGGACUCGGAGCAGCACAAGAUCUGCCUGUACGAGAUGGCAGAGUUCAAGGGCCGCAAGAUGGAGAUCGUCGACAAUGACGUGCCCAGCCUGUACUCCUACGGUUUCACCAACCGAGUUGGCAGCGCCAGCGUGGUCUGCGGAACCUGGGUGGGCUAUCAGUACCCGGGCUACCGUGGCUACCAGUAUGUGUUCGAGAAGAAUGACUACAGGCACUGGAACCAGUGGGGCGGCCGCAAGCCAGAGAUUCAGUCCAUCCGCCGAAUCCGCGAUGGGCAGUGGCACAAGGUUGGCUGCUUUGUCUAGGCACCAAAGACGAGCCCAAUCCCUUCACGGAGUGACAUCAGCUCAGUCAGUCAGUCAGUGAGUGAGUGCGGUGAGGCAGACACUACUUAAAUAAAAACAAGCGCCAGACAUUGCGAACGAUGCAGUGCAUUGUAGUGGGGCUUUACGUUCUGUCAAUGAAUUGAAACAGGGAACGAUGAAAUGCUGGAGAAAAAUAAACUCACUUUAAAUGAAA